GCUGAAAACCUCUGAAAACAUAAACAAUCAUCAAUCUCACUUUUUCAACGUUUCUAAACAUUGUCGUUUCGUCGCUGUGCGCAAGUGAAAAGUUUCCGGAAAAUGAGUUUAACUUCCGCAUAUUCGAAUACCCAUCGUGGAUUUCUGCAGUCGUGUGCUCUGCAUGGCAUCAUCGCUGUUGACCAUGCGCUCAAAAUAUUGAUUAAUCUAUCCGUUAAAUAUGCUCCGGAUGACCCGGCACCGACCGAAGAUCAGUUGCAUGAAAUCGUUACCGAGGUUAACGCUCGAAUUGACCGUUACGACCAACGACUCAUCCGACUGGAGUACGAUCCCACCCAUCAGGACUACUACGUGUUCGCGAAUCUCUCCGACACUCCGCUGGAUCGGUUUCAGACAUCCUAUACCGGUCCGGAGGUACAAUUCUUCCGUGUGAUCCUUCACGAGCUGGCAUGCAGAGAGGGAUACCGCGUGGGGCAAAUUGACUGUUUGAAUUUGACUUCGAAAGUGGUCGUCCCUGGUGGAGGCCGGGUUUCCUUGACCAAGAGUCGUGCCGAGGAGCUCAUCAAUGAGUGGCUAACCGGUGGUUAUCUGGCCCUGACGGGGAAAGAAAUCAGCUUCGGUCCACGCACGAUGGUCGAGUUUGAUCGGUAUUUGUUGAAAAAAUUUCCCGAUCAGAUGCGCAAGUGUCGGCUGUGCAAGGAGGUGUUGUUUUAUGGCGUGAAAUGUGCCAAAUGCCCCGAAAUGUUGCACAAGUCGUGUAUGAAGAAGUACCUCGUAAGGAUGAAGAAAUGUCCCGCCUGCAACAAAAUCUGGACUGCAUCGCUGGAAUGAAUACGAAUUAUCUAUGCAUUAUGUUUCUUUGUGAAGGAAUUUUUGUUUUUUUGAUAUUUUAGGAAUUUUGGUUUGUUUUAACACUAACAUUAUUAUCUUUCGAGAUAUAUGCGAACUGAAUAAAUAUCAGGACUGAACCUGUGCUAAGAUAAA
Messenger RNA from Armigeres subalbatus, 984 nucleotides. RefSeq names its product non-structural maintenance of chromosomes element 1 homolog. Lineage: Eukaryota; Metazoa; Arthropoda; Insecta; Diptera; Culicidae. Bases 103 to 831 code for a protein of 242 amino acids. Gene Ontology annotation, biological process: double-strand break repair via homologous recombination. The transcript is spliced from 3 exons. Gene Ontology annotation, cellular component: Smc5-Smc6 complex; nucleus. Gene Ontology annotation, molecular function: ubiquitin-protein transferase activity. The record is from RefSeq and is a predicted model, not a curated record.